AUUCUCCGGGAGUCGCGCGGCACACGGAGCCCGAAGCCGGCGGUCGCCUGUUCCUGUGCGCUGGGCGGCAUCCCGGGCAUYGGUAGCCCGGCUCCCGGAAAGCGUGCCUGGCCAUGGAGUCCUCGCAUAAAGACGCCGAGACGGCAGCAGCGGCKGCGGCRGUGGCAGCGGCAGACCCCCGGGGGGCGUCCUCGUCGAGCGGGGUGGUGGUUCAGGUCCGCGAGAAGAAGGGCCCUCUGCGCGCCGCCAUCCCCUACAUGCCCUUCCCGGUGGCCGUCAUCUGCCUGUUCCUCAACACUUUCGUGCCAGGACUGGGGACCUUCGUCUCAGCCUUCACUGUGCUGUGUGGGGCCCGCACUGACCUCCCAGACAGGCACGUGUGCUGCGUCUUCUGGCUGAACAUCGCAGCGGCCCUCAUCCAGAUCCUCACAGCCAUCGUCAUGGUGGGCUGGAUCAUGAGCAUCUUCUGGGGCAUGGACAUGGUCAUCCUCGCCAGGUACAAGGAGCAGGGCAUCCCACAGCAGCUGUGAGCCUGCAGGACCCACCAAGGAAGUCCCGGGGCCCUGCAAGGGCUGCACCAGGCAGCUUGUGGCACAAGGACCUUUACAUGUUCUUUUCUGCCGUUUCCUGGAUUCGGGGUGGAAAAGGGGGUAUUUUUAGAAAUAUUAUUUAUUUUGAAAUCGCAUCUGCUUUUCUCAGCAGGCUCUGAGGGCUGCCAGCCCCUCCUCCUGCCCGGGAAAGCAUGGUAGGCUCAGGCACGUGGAGCACUGGGGAGUGGGGCAGAGAUGGGCAUGUCGACAGAGAGGCUGGGAUGCUCCUGCAGGCUCACCUUCACCUGGCAGUGCCCACCGCCCACUGCAAGGGUACUCCAGAGCUGCAGGGCUGGACUGCAGUGGUCCCUGUCCAGGUGAUUGGGGCUUGCUAAGGGGGCGGGACUGUGGAGGACACUUCCUCUGGGUCCCCAUUCCUGCCUCAAAUAUCUGGUGCCCCUAGUGUUUACUCUGUGGUCUCCUGGGGGCAGCUCCAGGGUGCAAUUGAGGAUGGCCAGUUGCCAGUCCAGUGUGGAAAGUUCCACUAUGCUCACAGCUGGCAUUGGGGAGAGCAUGGGUCCCCAUGGGUCUGACCACAAACUCAGUCUCCUUGCCGCUGAUAUGUAAUGGCAGAGUGUGUUUGGUCCAUGAUUUCCCUGGGUGGGAGGGCAGUGGCUCUGUCCCUGGGGUGAAAUUGCUGGAAUUGCCAGGCUGAGGUGUGAGUGGGCACGAACUGGCUGCUUUCCUCAUGAUGCUUAAUACCAUUUCUGGUCCACAGUCCUUUUUUUUCUGAAAUCCUUGAAGCCAGAUGUGUCUCUGAAUCAGGAAAUUUUGGAUUUGAGAAAGAUGGUAUGAUCUAUUUUCUGCAUAUUUCCUAACACCCUGGCAGAGUCUGGAACAGCCCACCCACCAUCCAGCACAUGAGUAUUUCUGCAGAGAAACAUGUGAAUAGUCAGAUUAAUUGGGAUCAAUAAAAAAUGUAAAUAGUGUUGCCUAUUCAGGUCAGACUAGAUAAGUCCUGGAAGAAAGACUACCGCUAGAUAGGUGGCUUUUGGAGUUUCAGAAUUUCAAAGCAAUUUAAGGAGGUGGUGGACCUCCAUCUGAAAAACCCGACUUGCACACAGAUGCAUUGGAGGUGAGAUUGUUGGUGCUGCACAGGGACCACAAGGCUCCUUUAAGCCACUUCUCUGAAAUUGAUGGCUGCAGAUUAGAUUUUAGUGGAACCAGGAAUCAAGAGAAGGCGUGCCCACUGCUGCCAAUCAAGUGCCAGUCUGAAAUUAAGAGAAAGGAGA
Urocitellus parryii (Arctic ground squirrel) is the source of this 1822-nucleotide messenger RNA. RefSeq names its product stum, mechanosensory transduction mediator homolog (gene Stum). Lineage: Eukaryota; Metazoa; Chordata; Mammalia; Rodentia; Sciuridae. The record is from RefSeq and is a predicted model, not a curated record.